GAGCUGCCGCCGCCGCCGAACCCCUCGUCGGACGCAGGCGUCAUCCCCCCGCUCACGACGCCCGAAGAGGAUGCGCCGUCGCCGCCCGCCCAGGGAGAAUGGGACCCGUCGACACUGCGGCCGGAGACGGCCAUGAAGAUGCUGUGCCGGGCAGUCGUGGCGCUGGCGAACAUGACGGGCGACAUACCGCCGACGCCGCCCAUCAUGCGGCCGUCGCCCAGCCGAUGUAGCAGCAGCAACAGCAGCAGCAACACGAUGGAGAGCAUGGGGCAGCGGCUCGCGCGGCGGGGGUCAGGGCCGCCGACCCCCGUGCCGUCGGACGACCUGCGCGCGCCGUCGUACCGCUACAUCGACGUCGGCAGCCCCGAGGCCAUGUACCACGAGCCGUCGGCGCGCGACGUGGGCGCCGACGCCGAGAGCGUGCCGUUCCAGCGCGUGGCGAUUGCGCGCAAGUUCUUCAGCAAGAAGCCGCCGCCCAUCAACCUGCAGGACUACCUGAUGCGGCUGCAGCGCUACUGCCCCAUGUCGACGGCCGUCUACCUGGCCGCGGCGACGUACAUCCACAAGCUGGCGGUCGAGGACAAGGUGGUGCCGGUGACGGGGCGCACCAUCCACCGCCUGGUGCUGGGCACGCUGCGCGUGGCCAUGAAGUCGCUCGAGGACCUGCGCUACCCGCAGGCGCGCUUCGCCGGCGUCGGCGGCGUGCGCGAAACCGAGCUCCAGAACCUCGAAAUCUCCGUCUGCUACCUCAUGGACUUUGACCUGCAGGUCAGCACCGAGAGCCUCUACCGCAAGAUGCUCUUGCUGCAGCAGGCGGGCGCCCAGGCCGCCAUUGUCCGCCAGCCGCUGCCGCCCUCGUUCCAGCCUGUGCUCCCG
Aplosporella prunicola CBS 121167 is the source of this 876-nucleotide messenger RNA. RefSeq lists its product as uncharacterized. Gene Ontology annotation, biological process: regulation of cyclin-dependent protein serine/threonine kinase activity. The annotation marks the transcript as partial. Gene Ontology annotation, molecular function: protein kinase binding; cyclin-dependent protein serine/threonine kinase regulator activity. The transcript has a single exon. NCBI's taxonomy places the organism in Eukaryota, Fungi, Ascomycota, Dothideomycetes, Botryosphaeriales, Aplosporellaceae. The record is from RefSeq and is a predicted model, not a curated record. Gene Ontology annotation, cellular component: nucleus; cyclin-dependent protein kinase holoenzyme complex.